UUGAGGUUUGGAUCAUCUAUAUGUCCGUGACUACUAAGUAUACGUGCAUGCAUUGGUAUCAUAUAAUAAUAUGACAUUUAGACUUAAUACAUGUAGAUAUUAUAGGGGGUGAAAGUUCUUACUGAGAGAUUUUGAGCCUAACCAAAAUCAUUGUUUACAACUUUACAUCCUCUUACUAGGUUCUGACUUUCGGUUUAACUAGUUCUUUUUGCGGAAAGCGGUAAGUGUGGAUUGGCAAAGACCUCUGGUUUAGAGCUUUUGCUUGUUGUGUCUGUUUCGGCUUAGGCUAGAUUGAAUCGUUGGUUAACUUUAUUUUUUUUUCGUUCGCUUCUUGUUUCCAUUGUAAUUCUGUCAAAAUUUUGAAAAUUUGGUAAUAAUAUCUUUAUAUUUUUACCCAAAAAAAAUCUUUACAUCCUCUUUGGAAUAUUAGAAUGAAGGGUUUAUUUAUUUAUAAGAAUUUCAUGUUUGUACUAUUGAACAGUAUUUGUAUGAAAUUUACAAAACAAAUUGUCUUAUGGAAUUUCAAGUAUAUAAGUCAGCUCGUAGAGUUUGUGAGAGUUUUUGUUUAAGGACUAGAGGCUAGAUUCAUGUAGGUUUUUUGUUUUAAUAUGUGCGUAGGAUUAUUUUCUAUGUCUAUAUGCAAUGAUUUAUAUAUAUAUAUACCAAAACGAGCGCCCCAUUAUACAUACUAGAGUUUCUAGAGGGUCUUUGGCCAGCAAUGAGAAAAAUAUAUCAAACGAUUUGAUGACGAUAUAUGUUUAUAAGAGUCACAGCAUAGAGGUUGGAGGAUGACAUAUGAUUUUAUGAGCUGGGAUUAUUAAGAUGGGUAUUACACUUCCAAUAGUAAUAAAAUAAAUUCUCAUGAAAAUAGUUUUAGGCUAAAACUAAAUGCAUCUAAGAUGAUCCAUUGAAAAUAGACUCUACUGUUAGGCUAAAUUGAAGAAAAAAACUCAAAAAAUAUAUUAUGUUUUGUUUCUGAAAAAAAAACAUGUAAGGUUUCAUGUUCAAAUGAAGAAAUCAAAUGUAACAAGCAAACUAAAUUCAUUAUAAUAUAUCAACUUCCUGUUGACAUUUUACGUAUUUAAAUAAUAUAAAUCCACGUUGAUUGUUUCAGAAGUAUUAUAUUGUUAAUCAACUAUUUAAUUACAAAAUAUUGAAGUUAUUUAUUUUUAAAAAUAUAUAAUUGUUCCUCGACGCGGGAGUUCCACCAAGAACUUCAAAGUUUAAGUCAACCAAAGAAAAAAACCAAUCUCGUUGCCGGCGAUGGGCUGCAUUUGCUUCAAGCCUUUUCGCCGCUCGCCUUCUCCGUCGAUUAAAUCCUCAAUCAUCAAACAAAUAAAUAACAACGAAGAUGAGGACGGAAGCUCAUGUCCGAGUUUCCGAGAGUUUAGUUUGGAACAGCUGAAGGUCGCUACCAACGGAUUCUCCGCCAACAACAUCGUGUCGGAACACAACGAGAAGGUUCCUAACAUCGUCUACAAAGGGAGCUUCAACGACGGUCGAAUGAUCGCUGUUAAGCGGUUUCAGAGGCUUUCAUGGCCUAAUCCUUCCGAAUUCAUCGAAGAAGCACAAGCAGUGGGGAGGUGUAGGAGUGAGGAUAUGGCUAAUUUGAUCGGCUGUUGUUCAGAAGGUCACGAGAGGCUUCUUGUUGCUGAGUACAUGCCUAAUGGAACACUAGCAAAGCAUCUCUUCCACUGGGAGAAACGACCAAUGAAAUGGGAGAUGAGGUUGAGAGUUGCGUUGCAUACUGCGACAGCCUUGGAGUAUUGUAAUGAUAGGGGAAUAGAUUUGUACCAUGACCUUAACACCUACAGAAUAUUGUUUGAUAAGGUUGGGAAUCCAAGGCUGUCUUGCUUCGGUCUCAUGAAGUGUAGCAGAGAGGGAAAGAGUUACAGCACCAAUUUAGCAUUUGCUCCUCCUGAAUAUUUGCGUCUAGGUACUGUGGUACCAGAGAGUGUCAUAUUCAGCUUUGGUACCUUGUUACUGGAUCUUAUGAGUGGCAGACAUAUUCCACCAAACCAUGCACUUGAUCUGUUCCGUGGCAAAAACUAUUUGGUGCUAAUGGAUUCAGCUCUGGAUGGUCAGUUCUCUGAUGAGGAUAGGACAGAACUAAUCCACCUAGCUUCACGCUGUCUGCGUCCUGAACCAGACAAGAGGCCAAACAUAAAGUUUCUUUUGUCGGCUCUUUCAAGACUUGAGAAACGAGCCGAGUCGUGGCCAAAUGUCAAAGGAGAAAACAUCCCUGCUCCAUUAUACACUAAACCUUCAACAAAGAAGUCUCUGCGCUUGAGCCCUCUCGCAGAAGCAUGCUGGAGAGUGGAUCUAUGUAGCAUACAUGAACUUCUAGAAAAACUUGGAUAUGGAGAGGAUGAUGUUGCUGUCACAAAUGAGUUCUCAUUCCAAAUGUGGACGGGUCGAAUGCAAGAGAAUAUUGAUUACAAGAAGCAUGGAGAUGCUGCAUUUCGUGCUAAGGAUUAUGAAACCGCAAUAGAAUUCUACACAGAGUUCAUGAGUGGAGCACCAGUGGUAUCACCAACAGUACUAACAAGACGGUGUCUAUGUUACCUAAUGAACGAUAUGUUCAGCGAGGCUCUAAGCGAUGCGAUGCAAGCUCAGGUUGCAUCUCCAGAGUGUUCAACCGCUCUCUACUUACAAGCGGCUUGUCUCUUAAAGCUUGAGAUGGAAGCUGAAGCUAAAGAAGCACUUAGACAUGGCUCUUCUCUUGAAGCAUUUUAGAGUUCAACCAACAACAACAAAACUAAGAUUUGUACAGCUUUUUUCUCUCUGUACGUAUAUGUAUACGUAUUUAGAAAAUGUCAAUACACACAUAGCAUAUAUACUUGUUUGAAUGUUUGGCUGUGUUUGCUAAAACCAGAUUUUUUUUUUGCCUGUUUUGUCUUUGAUAUUAACUGGAUUGUGUUUCUCCUUUUCUUACAUGUUCACACUAAUUAGUAGUGUCUUGAUAAUAAGAAUCAU
This is a messenger RNA of Brassica napus (rape), 2976 nucleotides long. Its product is annotated as serine/threonine-protein kinase BSK6-like. The record is from RefSeq and is a predicted model, not a curated record. Gene Ontology annotation, molecular function: ATP binding; protein binding; protein kinase activity. The transcript has 10 exons. Lineage: Eukaryota; Viridiplantae; Streptophyta; Magnoliopsida; Brassicales; Brassicaceae. Bases 1264 to 2736 code for a protein of 490 amino acids. Gene Ontology annotation, biological process: brassinosteroid mediated signaling pathway; protein phosphorylation.